Clonostachys rhizophaga is the source of this 2586-nucleotide messenger RNA. The record is from the annotation of a GenBank genome assembly. Lineage: Eukaryota; Fungi; Ascomycota; Sordariomycetes; Hypocreales; Bionectriaceae.
AUGAGUUCGACCCCGCCAUCAAUUGGUGACAAAGAACUCAGUUUUUUCGACCAAGGCAUGGCCUUGGAACCACAGACAUAUGGACGGCCGUACUAUCAACUGAAAUAUCCUGACCCCAGCAGAUCGAACACGUGUCUGCCUGACGGCAACGUCGACACGCAGGGCGUCUCGCGAUCGCGUCUCGUGCUGGCGGCAAGCAAUGGCCACACCGACGUCGUCAAGCAGCUCCUGGAUGAGGGCGCCUCGGUCCAUGAGCGUGACCCAGAGCUUGGCAAGGCGAUCCAGGCCGCGACACUCUCUGGGCACACCGACACCAUGCGCCUAUUGUGCGAAGCUGGUGCCUCGGUGGAUGACGACUACCCCAAUGGAAACACGAUUCUGCAUUGGGCUGUAACGUACAGAGAUCCUGAACUUGUUAACUUUCUGGUCGAAUUGGGGGUGCCUGUUCUAAAGCCUAAUGAUGCUAACGAGACUCCCUUGAUCAAGGCCAUCGAUACACAAAACGAGGAAAUAGUGGCUGGUCUUCUGGAGCACGGGGCAGACGCGGAAGCUUUAGGCGAUGAACCCCUACGACCUCUCUUCCGAGCCGUAGCCUUCGGACAUCUCUCUAUAAUUAAAACACUGGUCAGGCACGGAUGGGAGCUUGAUAGUAAGGACCAGACAGGUGGCACAACUCUCUCCGUGGCCGUCUCUUUCGGACAUUACCAUGUCGUGAGAUAUCUUCUUGACUCAGGACUCGCCUUGGAGGAUACCACGAAUGGAAUGACGGCGUUGCACCAUGCUGUUAAAUCCGGAGACCGGGACAUCGCCUAUCUGCUGGUCGAAAAAGGGGCCAAUAUUGAGGCUGUUGACGGCGAUGAGCUGCGCACUCCCUUCUACCUGGCAAUCGAAUACGGCAGUCCUCUAGUAGCUGAGUAUCUUCUCGCCAAGGGUGCCAAUAUGGCGGCUAGAAAUAGCAGCGGAUAUUGUGCCCUGCAUUUGGCAGCGUCGAGAGAGAGGUAUCUUGACAUGGUCGAUUUCCUGGUCAAGCACGGAGCAGAUAUGGAAGACGUGGCUGCCGACGGUCUCACGGCACUCGGAAUUGCGGCUGCAAAAGGGCACACCAAAACUCUCAAAUUGCUUUUGGACUCGGGAGCAAACGUUGAUAGUCACGGUGGUGUCAGUUCUACCGCUUUACACGCGGCUGCUCGUAGGGGCCAGCUUGAAGUGGUCCAGGUGCUCCUUGACGGAGGCGCCGAUAUCGAGUUGGCCCGCAACACAGAGCGCCCUUACACUGCUCUUGGUAUAGCUGCGUCUUCAGGCCGCCUGGAUGUGGUGAAGCUGCUACUUGAACGGGGGGCCAAACUUGCAACAAGACAGGACCAAGAUGGUUUCACUCCGCUACACAUCGCUUGCAGGGAUGACAUGAUUGAGGUAGUCAAGUUGCUUCUGGAGAAAGGAGCUCAGGUGGACGUUUUGGAUAAUGACGGCUGGACUCCGCUCCACGUUGCCGCUAGAAACGACAACGAUGCUAUUAUUCGUCUUCUUAUGGAAUACUGGGCAGAUCCGUACAUUACCUGCGACGACAACUUGACUCCCCUCGCCUAUGCGGUACGGCACGACCAAAGACUGGCUGUCAAGGCCCUCGUUGAAUGUGGCGCGGACUGCAAUAUUGGGAGCCCCGGCGAAUUCACAGCUCUGUCUCUGGCCGCCCGGCAUGGCUAUUCCGAAACUCUCGAGCUCUUGAUUGAGCUUGGUGCCAACAUAGAGCUUCUAGAUGCUAGGGGCGAGAGCCCUCUGAUCACUGCCGCCAACUACGGCCACCUCAAAACGGCCGAAAUCCUGCUCCAAAAGGGUGCACACGUCAAUUGGGAGGAUUACGAUGGCUGGACUCCACUAGCCAUCGCUGCGAGGCGCGGCUAUGGUGAGCUCGUGAGGCUUCUGUUGGACCGAGGAGCAGAUCAAAGCAUCAAGAAGAAGCAGGGGGCAAGCUGUUCCUUCUCGGUGAUCCAUCGCGCAAUAUGCGUUGGCCAUGUCGACGUUGUCCGCCAGCUCUCGGACGCCACUGACGGUCAGAAACCGCCGAUGGACACACUUGGGAGGUCCCCUCUGUGCUUCGCCGUCAGCCAUGGCCGCCACGCCGUCGUCAAGCUUCUUCUUGAGAGAGAAAGCUACCAAGCCUCCCUGCAAGACAUAUAUGGAUCAACACCGCUAGGCAUCGCGAUUCGGAUUGGAUACGAGUCCGUUGCUCGGCUCUUAUUCAACGCCACAAAGCCUUCCUUGGAUGCGGAUGAUCUUUUAGGGAAAAGUCUAAGAUGGUGGCUGUCAACUGUUGCCACUCCGAGUAUGCAGGAGUUGUUUGACAAUCUCGAGAAGGGCGCCGACGAUGCUGGAUCUGAGAGUGAUGGCAACGACGAGGGCGGCGGAAUGCGCGCGCACUGCGACAUUUGCUUAAUGAGAAUCAUGAGGGACCAGCCUCGUUACCAUUGCGAUGCGUGUCUUGAGGCAGACUUCGACGCGUGCGUGCGAUGCAUAGAAUUAGGGGGGAAGUGCUUAGAUGAGUCGCACAAACUGAUAUACUACGAUUCGUCUCCUCGGAAAAAUUGA